AUGAGCGGCGACCCCCGCGUACUGGCCGUUGACCAGUUUGUGCAGACACGCCAUCAAUAUCCACCAGCAUAUUUAGAUCCUGCCAGCGUCAGGCUCCCGGCAUCAUUCACCGUGUGUAUUAUUGGCGCGAGCACCGGCAUCGGGGAGCACAUUGCUUAUGCGUAUGCGCGGGCGGGCGCGGCGAGAAUCAUUCUUUCGUCUCGGACCAUCGGCGAUUUACAGGUGGUGGCCGAGGCGGUUGAAAAGAUCAAUCCUGCCAUCCAGGUCGAUGUUGUCGAGUGCGAUGUCUCGCAUGCCGCGGCUGUGGAGGCGCUGGCCAGCUACGUGACCAGCAAGUGUGGACGGCUGGAUGUCCUCGUUCUCAACGCGGGCUAUGCCGGCCCAGUCACGUUGAAGAUGGACCAAGGAAACCCGGACUGGGUACAGCGAGCGUUUGACGUCAAUGCUCUGGGGACGUAUCUCGCAGCACAUUAUUUCGUGCCUCUGUUGCUCGCAUCGCCCAAUGGCGCCAAGGGCUUCAUUGCGGUCGGAUCGGUCGCCGGCUGUUUGAGACGAGGCCCGAUUGCUAACACCGGCUACACGGUCAGUAAGAUGGCGCAGAUCAGGCUGGUCGAGUGUCUGCACGAGCAAUUCGCCGACGAGGGCUUGGUGAGCAUUGCAUUGCACCCGGGCGCGGUCAAGACCAGGAUGGCCGAGGGGAACACGCCCGAAGUGUUUUUGCCCUAUUUGACCGAUGAUGUUGCGCUGUGUGGAGCGGUCUGUGUCUGGCUGACCAAACAGCUGCAGGACAUCAUGUGGCUGAGCGGGAGGCUGAUUUGUGCCACUUGGGACAUGGAAGAGUUGAUGGCAAAGAAAGACAAGAUUAUAGAUGGCGAUUUAUUGAAAUUUGCUCUGGUGACUGAGUGA
This is a messenger RNA of Capronia epimyces CBS 606.96, 906 nucleotides long. RefSeq lists its product as uncharacterized. The record is from RefSeq and is a predicted model, not a curated record. Lineage: Eukaryota; Fungi; Ascomycota; Eurotiomycetes; Chaetothyriales; Herpotrichiellaceae. The transcript is spliced from 2 exons. Bases 1 to 906 code for a protein of 301 amino acids.